UCUCAACCCUUCCGCAGCCUUGCUGACAUUUCUACUUUGGCUGUCAAAGGCAAGUCAUCUCAACCGGAGCAACAAAACAAGCAGCUGUAGCUAUUGUAUACGCCGGUAAUAAUCUAUUUUAGUAACCUUUCCAGAGUACCAUGUGGGACUACAGUGGCUUGGCCGCAUGUCAGCAGCUCUGAAGAGUCUUCUCUGAAGAUCGUCCUCUAACCCUCCUGGACUGAACUCCGCCAAACUAGAAGCAGCUCUGGAAUGUGUGGAAAAUUUUUCACCCACUGGACAGCUUCUCUUUUGCAAUCAAGACGUCUUACCAAAAUUAACAGGUGAUUUUCUGACCAGGAAAGUGAAAGAAAAUUACAGCAACGAUGAGCGUCACAGUCACACCAAUACUGAGAACCACAAACUCAACUGUGUGUGUUAGGAUUGAGGAGAGUGCCAUCAGUGACUUGCUGAUGUCUGUUUACAUCCUGGCUUUUAUUUUUGGUUUGAUCUUCAAUGUGCUGACCCUGGGCCCCAUUUGCAGACAAGUGCGGCAGCAAAAUGUUCUGGGAAUCUUCCUGCUCAACCUGUCCCUCUCCGACAUGCUUUUCCUCUUCACUAUGCCCCUUUGGAUCAAUUAUUACCGGCAGGACCACCACUGGAAACUAGGUGUUAUGUCCUGCAGUGUAGCUGGCUUCUUCUACUACUCCAACAUGUACAUCAGCAUCUACCUGCUCUGCUGCAUCUCCGUGGACCGCUGCCUGGUGGUCACCUACCCGCUCCGCUCCAAGACCCACAGAUCAUCACGCUAUGCCUGGGCACAGUGUGCCACUGUUUAUGUUGUUGUGAUAGCGCUGCACAUCAUGGUACUGGUCAAUGACAAUCUCACUGAUGCCCAUGAUGAGGUAAACAACAAUGACCGCUGCUAUGAGACUUACCCCAUGGAGUCGCCCGUGGCCUUGUUCAACCUGGUCAGAGUGGGCCUCGGCUUCCUGCUACCCCUGCUGGUGCUGGCAGUCAGCUACUGGAGGGUGCUAGCCACUGUGGGCCAGAGUCCCGGCUUGAGCGCCCAGGCAAAGCGAAAGGUCCGCCUGCUGUCCUUUGGGGUGAUUGGGAUCUUCUCAAUUUGCUUUGCUCCAUAUCACAUUCUCCUGCUCAUUCGCUCACUAGUCUUCUACAAGAGUAAUACUGUAGAACCUCAAGGAAGUUACUGCCAGUUUGAACAAAACAUGCACUUUUCAUUUUCAUGUACUCUGGCACUAUCCAGUCUGAACUGCGUGGUGGACCCUGUGCUGUAUGUGUUGGUCAGUAACGGAGUCCAGGAGGAGGUGAAACUGUGCUGGAGAAGGCAAAGGACACAGACAGACUGUGCUUUAACUAAAUAUGACAGAGGAAAGUCUAAUACCAACUUAAUAUGAAACAUAAGCUAUGUGGGUGGAUAAGUGCACCUGUGCAUUUAUAUUCAUAUGUGUGUGUGUGUGUGUGUGUGUGUAUUUGCAUGUAAACUUAUGGCCUCAUUUUCAAAGUUAAUGAGUAAGUAGCAGGGAUAUUUACGUCCCAUAAUCAACCCUUCGUGCAGACAAUCAGACAUCCUUUUAAAGAACCACAUUUCUGCUUUGUUGUUUUCCUUCAAUCAUAUCCUGCCCAGUAACGAAUUGGAGGUUGAAUAACACGCAUCUCAGAGCUCUGUAAUCAGAUUGUAUUCCCAGGUUCUGUUCUCCUAAGAGUUCUUAAGUGGCAGCCCUUUCUGCUUUGUGGCAACACCGCUGGAGCUGAAGUGCACUUGUGUUUUCCUUCCAAUCUAUACCAGGAUGUUGUGAUUGUGACUGUAGUUAAAGCAUGCAAAAAAUAAAUGUAUUAUCAUGA
This is a messenger RNA of Anarrhichthys ocellatus (wolf-eel), 1845 nucleotides long. RefSeq names its product G protein-coupled receptor 184 (gene gpr184). Gene Ontology annotation, biological process: G1/S transition of mitotic cell cycle; G protein-coupled receptor signaling pathway; negative regulation of G2/M transition of mitotic cell cycle. Lineage: Eukaryota; Metazoa; Chordata; Actinopteri; Perciformes; Anarhichadidae. The transcript is spliced from 2 exons. Gene Ontology annotation, molecular function: G protein-coupled receptor activity. The record is from RefSeq and is a predicted model, not a curated record. The coding region runs from base 366 to 1397 and encodes 343 amino acids. Gene Ontology annotation, cellular component: membrane.